AGCAGGACGUGAUUGGUGGCUGGCGCUGGUAUAUAUGCGUGAGUCCUCACUCCCACCCUCUCGCCAGUGGAAUUUCAUCUGAGCUUCUGCACCUUCAGGGCAGACGAGGAAAUAAAUAAACAAAAGCUGGCAGGCUGACGGGAACUUGCAUUUUACAGGACGGAUUAUCUGGUAACUGACCAUUUUGCUGUGGCACACUCGGACUCCGUGUUUUCGUGGGAUUUUCACCAUGAGCUCAGUCGCUGUACUUACGCAGGAAAGCUUCAACGAGCAUCGCAGUGGGCUGUUGCCAGAGCAGAGUGGAGCUGCUGUGGCAGGACCAAGUGGUAAAGAGGAGGAGGAUGCUCUCCCCACCUAUAAAGAUGCUUUCCCCCCUCUGCCUGAGAGGGCGGCCACUCCUGACGGGACCCAGGAAACUGCCAACGCCUGGACCAAGAUCCGCCCUCUCAAGUCGUCGAUCAUCACCCAGGUUUUUCAUGUGCCGCUGGAGGAGCGCAAGUACAAGGACAUCAACCAGUUUGGGGAAGGAGAUCAGGCUAAGGUCUGUGUGGACAUCAUGCACAAGACUGGAGCCCACCUGGAACUGUCCUUAGCAAAAGACCAGGGUCUCUCCAUCAUGGUGUCUGGGAAGCUGGAUGCUGUGAUGAAGGCCCGUAAGGAGAUCGUGUCCCGACUGCAGACUCAGGCCUCAGCUACUGUUGCCAUCCCAAAGGAGCACCAUCGAUUUGUCAUUGGCAAAAAUGGGGAGAAGCUUCAGGAGCUUGAGCUGAAAACUGCCACAAAAAUCCAGAUCCCACGACCUGACGACCCCAGCAACCAGAUCAAGAUCUCUGGUACCAAGGAGGGCUUGGAGAAGGCGAAGCACGAGAUCCUGUUGAUCUCAGCUGAGCAGGACAAGCGUGCUGUGGAGAGGGUGAACAUUGACAAGGUGUACCACCCUUUCAUCACCGGUGCUUUCAACAAGAUGGUGUCAGAAAUGGCGCAAGACACCGGUGCCCGCAUCAACGUCCCCCCUCCAAGUGUAAACAAGACUGAGAUUGUCAUCACUGGGGAGAAGGAGCAGGUAGCCCUUGCUGUGGCUAUGAUUAAGAAGGUUUAUGAAGAGAAGAAGAAGAACACCACCACCAUCGCAGUGGAGGUGAAGAAGUCUCAGCACAAAUACGUGGUUGGCCCCAAGGGAAACACCCUGCAGGAGAUCCUGGAUAGAACUGGCGUUUCAGUGGAGAUCCCACCUUCAGACAGCAGCUCAGAAACUGUCAUCCUUCGUGGGGAGCCGGACCGUCUGGGUCAGGCCCUCACUGAAGUUUAUGCCAAGGCAAACAGCUACACUGUUUCCUCGGUAUCGGCUCCCUCUUGGCUGCACCGUUUCAUCAUUGGCAAGAAGGGGCAAAAUUUGGCCAAAAUUACUCAACAGAUGCCCAAGGUGCACAUCGAGUUCACCGAGGGAGAGGACAAGAUCACCCUUGAGGGUCCGACCAAAGACGUCCAAAUGGUUCAGAGUCAGAUUGAAGCCAUUGUCAUAGAUUUGGUGAGCCGCAUGGACUAUGCUGAGAUUACUGUUGACCCCAAAUUUCACCGGCAUCUGAUUGGAAAGGGAGGCGUCAACAUUAAUCGCAUCAAAGAGAUGCACAAGGUGACUGUCCGUAUUCCCCCCGACAAUGAGAAGAGCAACCUGAUCCGCAUCGAGGGGGACCCUCAGGGUGUGCAGGAGGCCAAGAAGGAGCUGCUGGAGCUUGCGUCUCGCAUGGAGAACGAGCGUACAAAGGACCUGAUUAUCGAACAGCGUUUUCACAGAGCCAUUAUCGGGCAGAAAGGGGAGAAAAUCAAAGAAGUGCGCGACAAAUUCCCCGAGGUCAUCAUCAAUUUCCCUGACCCAGCCCAUAAAAGUGACAUUGUUCAGCUGAGGGGACCGCGAACUGAAGUUGAAAAAUGCUCCAAAUUUAUGCAGAAGAUGGUGGCAGAGAUGGUGGAGAACAGCCACUCUGUGUCCGUCCCCAUUUUUAAACAGUUCCACAGAAACAUCAUUGGAAAGGGAGGCUCAAACAUCAAGAAGAUUCGAGAAGAAACAAACACCAAAAUUGACCUGCCUGCAGAAAACAGCAACUCGGAGAUGAUCGUCAUCACUGGCAAGAAGGUGAACUGUGAGGCGGCUCGGAACCGGAUCUUGGCCAUUCAGAAGGAGCUUGCAAACAUCACAGAGAUGGACGUGUCCAUCCCUUCAAAGUUGCAUAACUCCCUGAUUGGGUCAAAGGGCCGUCUGGUGCGUUCCAUCAUGGAGGAGUGCGGCGGCGUGCACAUCCACUUCCCCAAUGAGGGCUCUGGCGUGGACAAGGUUACCAUCAGAGGGCCUGUGGAGGAGGUGGAGAAAGCCAAGCAGCAACUGCUUGCUCUGGCAGAGGAGAAGCAAACCAAGAGUCACACAGCGGAGCUACAUGCAAAGCCAGAGUACCACAAGUUUCUCAUCGGGAAGGGCGGUGGAAACAUACGCAAGGUCCGAGACAGCACCGGCGCCAGAAUCAUCUUCCCCACCCCCGAGGACAAGGACCAGGAGCUCAUCACUGUGGUUGGCACCGAGGAGGCUGUGCGGGAGGCCCAGAAAGAGCUGGAGGAGCUCAUCAAGAGUUUGGACAACAUCGUGGAGGACACCAUGAAUGUCGACCCAAAGCACCAUCGCUACUUUGUGGCUCGCCGAGGUCAAGUCCUCAGGGACCUGGCUGACGAGUACGGUGGUGUCAUGGUGAGCUUCCCCCGCACAGCUUCUCAGAGCGACAAAGUCAGCCUGAAGGGAGCAAAAGAAUGUGUGGAAGCAGCCAAGAAGCGGAUGCAGGAGAUGAUUGAAGACCUGGAUGCUCAAGUAACGAUGGAGUGCGUGAUCCCCCAGAAGUUCCACCGUUCCAUCAUGGGUCCGAAGGGCUCCCGGAUUCAGCAGAUCACCAGAGAUCACAACGUGCAGAUCAAGUUUCCAGAGCGAGAGGAUCCACAAGCAGCAGCUCAUUCAGAGGCUCCUGCACAAGAGAACGGAGAAGCUAAUGGUGAAUUGAAGGAGUCUGUUGAUCCAGAAGCCCCCAAAAGGUGUGACGUGAUCGUCAUCUCCGGCCGUAAAGAGCGAUGUGAAGCUGCCAUCGAAGCCCUGAAGGCUUUGGUUCCUGUGACCAUUGAGGUGGACGUGCCUUUUGAGCUUCACAGAUACAUCAUUGGACAGAAAGGAAGCGGAAUUCGCAAAAUGAUGGAUGAAUUUGAAGUCAAUAUUCAAGUGCCUGGUCCUGAUCUCCAGUCUGAUAAAAUCUCAAUCACUGGUUUGGCCAGUCACCUUGACCGCGCCAAAGAGGGGCUGCUGGAGCGCGUCAAAGAGCUGCAGGCAGAUCAGGAGGAUCGGGCACUAAGGAGCUUUAAGCUGACCAUCACUGUGGACCCCAAGUAUCACCCCAAAAUCAUUGGUCGCAAGGGAGCCAUCAUCACGAACAUUCGCACCGAGCAUGACGUUAACAUCCAGUUUCCAGAGAAGAACGAUGAAAAUCAGGAUCAGAUAACCAUAACAGGGUAUGAGCACAAAGCCAUAGCAGCAAGGGACGCCAUCCAGGCCAUUGUAGAUGAGCUGGAGGAGAUGGUCUCUGAGGACAUCACGCUGGACAGCAGGGUCCACGCCCGCAUCAUCGGAGCGCGCGGCAAGGGCAUCCGCAAAAUCAUGGACGAGUUCAAGGUGGACCUGAGAUUUCCUCAGAGCGGAGCUGCAGACCCGAACGUCGUGACGGUGAUCGGCCGCCCUGAGCAUGUGGAUGAAGCCAUCGAUCACCUCCUAAACCUGGAGGAGGAAUACAUGGCAGACGUGGCGGAAAAUGAGGCAAAGAUGGCUCACAUGAGGCCCUCUGGCGGUAGUGUUGCUGCAGGCGGCGGCGGCGGCGGUGGUGGAGCCUCCGAUGAGAGCCGUGGUCCAUCCAAAGGUUUUGUGGUGAGGGAGGCUCCCUGGGCUAACCCCAAUGAGAAAGCUCCCGACAUGAGCAGCUCUGAAGAUUUCCCGAGCUUUGGAGCUCCGGUCCCAACCAAGACCUCCCCCUGGGGGCCCAAACGCUUUUAAGCCAUGCUGGUACAGAUGGACCCGAGUCUAACCGGUCACAAUCGUCUCCGUCGUCAUUCCCCCUCUUGGCCUGGACUGACUGCUGACCCUCCGAGUGCUCAAACCUGACAGUCAUCCAUUUCUCCUGGCCUUGGCCUCCAGUCAGCAUCUACAAGUGCUCCGGGCUGUUGUGGUUGACGUGUGAGCGCUGUCCCUGCAUUUAAUAACUGUCUUUUGCUUGAAUCGUGUGACCGGUGACGCGGUCGAGUCUGCAAAAAACAGAGGUUUAAAUGUCAAGUGAAGCUAACGGUGCAUUUGGUUUCACACUGCUAUACCAAAUUCUGGUGGCCAGACAUCAGCUUAUUCUCAUUUCCAGCCGCCCUUAGUUGCCUUUGCAGAAAACGGCUGACCAGAUUCUGAAUACUAACCCCGCCCCCUCCGCUUCGUCCAUGUAGCUGAGUGAAGUGUCCGUUCGUAGCCCCACGUUCUCUGUUGUGGUUGUCCCGUUCAUUCGCUUGUAGCCGUGCUUCUGUGUACUUGAAAACGUGGCAUCUACCUUGCAGCCUUAUGAGCUUUUGGGGGGCGGCGGCGGCGGCGUCAGCUUGCGUUCAGCCACACAUACUGCCAGAUGCUUGGAAAAGAUGCCAUAACAAAACUUUGUACAACACUAGACAUUUAACCUCACACUAACUGUUGAAUGGACUUUUUGUAAACAUCCGAGUAAAAGACUACAGAGAAAUAACCCGACUGUUUCAGGCAAAACAACAGAAUCUCUUGUGCCAACCGUCUGUCCAGUGACGUCCCGUGUUCCUCACCUUCUGUUUUGGGUCAGCGUCCAGUUCCUUUCGUCUUCCAGUUGCUAUGCAGGUCGAGCUGGUCCGCAGCAACGGUCCUCCCCUUCGUGUUUUCAAUCAGCCUUACAGCUAGAACGAUAAAAACCAGGUGGAGAUGCAAAUCAUGGUGCAUUUGUAACGACUGGAAAUCCUCCAAAAAGCUCAGAUUCUCACCCACAGACACAAUAAUGACCUUUACCCUUUUGGUGGACGCUUGGCUUGUUAGCUGCUAAACCAUCGCAUCCGUCUGUCCUGGUUUCUAUCCUUCUAGUACAAAAAAAAAUAUGCAAAUGCCAUCAAAGUGAACGGUUAUCGAUCACACUGGGAAAAAAGUCCAAAAAUCAAUUAAAAAUUGAAAAUCCUU
Molecule: messenger RNA, 5251 nt
Organism: Oryzias latipes (Japanese medaka)
Lineage: Eukaryota; Metazoa; Chordata; Actinopteri; Beloniformes; Adrianichthyidae
Gene: hdlbpa
Product: high density lipoprotein binding protein a
Molecular function (GO): mRNA binding
Source: RefSeq, a predicted model, not a curated record